Messenger RNA from Gossypium arboreum, 1017 nucleotides. RefSeq names its product disease resistance protein RUN1-like. Gene Ontology annotation, biological process: defense response. The coding region runs from base 1 to 1017 and encodes 338 amino acids. Gene Ontology annotation, molecular function: ADP binding; ATP hydrolysis activity. NCBI's taxonomy places the organism in Eukaryota, Viridiplantae, Streptophyta, Magnoliopsida, Malvales, Malvaceae. The record is from RefSeq and is a predicted model, not a curated record. The transcript has a single exon.
AUGGGGGAAGAUGAUGAUAUUCGUAUCAUAGAAGUUUGUGGUACGAGUGGCAUUGGCAAAACGACCCUUGCAAAAGUUGUUCACAAUCAAAUGUCACCUCAUUUUGAAGGUAAAAGCUUUCUUGUUGAUGUUCGAGAAAUUUCAGAGAAAUGUGGACUUGUUUCUUUGCAAAAACAAUUACUUUCCCAAAUCUUGUUUGAUGAAAGCUUCAAUUUUUUCAAUGUUCAUGAAGGGAAAGCCAUAAUUAGCCACAGGUUGUCUCACAAAAUAGUUCUUGUUGUUCUUGAUGAUGUUGAGAACCUACUACACUUGAAAUGCUUGGUUGGAAUGCGUAAUUGGUUCAAUGUAGGGAGCAGAAUCAUUGUAACAAAAAGAGAUGAACAUUUGCUCCGAUCUUAUCGAGUUGAUGGUGUGUAUAAGCCUACAACACUGAAAGCCAAUGAUGCACAUCAUCUUUUCAAUUUGAAAGCUUUCGGUUGCGAGACUGUGCCAAAAGAGGAUUUCAUUGAGCUAGCUAAACAUGUUGUAGGUUAUGCUGGUGGACUCCCCUUAGCAUUUAAAGUUUUGGGUUCUUUGCUGUGUGACAGAGAUGCAAGGCAAUGGACAAGCGCAAUAGAAGGACUUGAAAGAGAUUCUAACAAAGAAAUUCUUGAUAGACUUCAAAUAAGUUUUGAUGGAUUGGAAGAAAGGGAGAAGAAUAUAUUUCUAGAUAUAGCUUGCUUUUUUAAUGGGGAGGAGAAAGAUUUUGUAAUGAAAGUACUGGAUGGUUGUGAGUUUUUUCCAGAUAUUGGAAUCGAUGUUCUCAUUAAAAAAUCUAUACUAACCGUUAAUAAAUACAACCAAUUGCGGAUGCAUGACUUGCUACAAGAAAUGGGAAGAAAAAUUGUUAGAGAAAAAUCUGUUGAUGAACCUGGAAAACGUUGCAAAUUGUGGGUGGAAAAAGAUGUGUAUCAUGCGCUAACAACACAAAUUGUAAGUCAUUCCAUACAAAUUAUAUAUAUUCUUACUUUAGCUUAA